AGAACAAAAACACCAUUAAUAAUCAAUUUUACCACAGUGGAGAUCGAAUUAGCUAAGAUUCAACAAUGUCUCCUUCCCCAACCCCUUCCCCGUCGUCGAGAAGAUGGUGUCCGACGCCGGAGCAGCUGAUGAUUCUGGAGGAGCUGUACAAGAGAGGUUUGAGGACUCCCAACGCUUCUCAGAUACAGAAGAUCACUGCUCAUCUCGCCUGCUAUGGCAAGAUUCAGGGAAAGAAUGUGUUCUACUGGUUCCAGAAUCAUAAGGCUAGAGAUCGACAGAAACUCAGGAAGAAACUUCACCAGCAGCAUCUUCUGCAACAGCACCUCACCUCCAUGAAUCACCAUCAUCUUCUUCCUCAUCCACACGCCUUUCGAUUCCACUUCUCCUCUCUCUACUCUCCUCCUCUCGAUCUCCAUCAUGCACAGGGCAGUGGAGUUGAAGAGGAAGGUAAGCAGAAGAUGUGGAGGAGGAGAGACGAUGACGAGGAAGACAACGAUGAUCAUGGAAAAGAUAGCUUGAUGAGAUCGUACGGCCAUGAUUCGGUGAUGAUUGCAGAGGUGGGGUCCACCUUCUUCCCCAGCUGCAAUUCCACAGCAAAUAGACCACUGGAAACCCUAGAACUAUUCCCCCUCACACCCCAAAAACCCACUCCUAAUUGAUGAAACUACGUCGUUUCAACUCAUAUAUGAAAUUCUAAAUAAUAUAUAUAUAUAUAAUUAAUCAUAUUAUUAUUAUUAGUUACAUGUCUGCAGGGCACCUAAAUAUGCUGAAUUGUCCAAUAGUUUCAGCAAAAGUGUACUUUGCUCAUAACCUCUGUCUGCUUCAGUCUUUUCUUCUCUGUUGCUAUAUAUAAAUAUAAAUAUAUAUAUGUAUGUAUCUAUGUAUGUAUAUUUUCUUCUACACAGAAGAAGAAUCAGAAAUUAAAUCCUAGACUUAUAUAUGAAAAUUAAU
Messenger RNA from Andrographis paniculata, 951 nucleotides. Its product is annotated as WUSCHEL-related homeobox 3-like. NCBI's taxonomy places the organism in Eukaryota, Viridiplantae, Streptophyta, Magnoliopsida, Lamiales, Acanthaceae. Gene Ontology annotation, molecular function: DNA binding; DNA-binding transcription factor activity. The transcript is spliced from 2 exons. The record is from RefSeq and is a predicted model, not a curated record. Gene Ontology annotation, biological process: plant organ development. Bases 66 to 659 code for a protein of 197 amino acids.